Molecule: messenger RNA, 468 nt
Organism: Cannabis sativa
Lineage: Eukaryota; Viridiplantae; Streptophyta; Magnoliopsida; Rosales; Cannabaceae
Exons: 2
Coding region: 1-468 (155 amino acids)
Source: RefSeq, a predicted model, not a curated record
AUGGGGAGGGAGGGGUUUAUGGCACUUAAGUUGGACAUGAGCAAGGCUUAUGAUCGGGUGGAGUGGGGCUUUUUACAGGCUAUGUUGAGGAGAUUAGGAUUUGAUGAGCAUGUGGCCUCAGGACAACAAGUCAAUCUACAGAAGUCCUCUAUAUUUUUCAGCGCUAAUAUUGUCAAUGAGGUGAGGCAACAUCUGGGUUCUAUGUUGGGAGUGAAUGAGGCACGUGAUGAUAGCACAUAUUUGGGUUUGCCAAAUAUUGUGGAUCGUAAUAAAACGGCCUUACUUGGGUUCUUGAAGGAUAAAAUGCGUAAAAGGAUUCAAGGUUGGGAAGGAAGAUUGCUUUCUAGAGCAGGGAAGGAGUUGUUAAUAAAAACUGUGGCUCAAUCUCUUCCUAGUUAUGCAAUGAAUGUGUUUUUGCUACCUGUGGAAACUUGCAAUGAGAUGGAGCAAUUGAUGUGUAAGUUUUAG